GUCAAUAUCUGAGCCAUACGCCAUCACCAUGCCGCGACGGCUACCCCCACCCUCCGGCCACAAGGUCUGGACAGAUCUUCUCCCAUCAGAGGGAUUGCGCGAUCAUGGACGACACAUCUACAUGUUUCGACAUGUGCGAACGAACCAAGUCGUUUAUUCGCUUCAUCCAAGAGUAAUUCAACGCACACUUGAUCAACUCCCUUUCAUUGGAAAGCACUCGAAACCUCCCUCCGUUCGCCCCGACCACUGGACCGCAUUAUGCCGCGUAGGACCAUUCCCAACGUCAAGGCAAGGAAUUGGCGCUCUCAAGAAAUUGCGAGAAUUCAGGAAAGUCCAUGAACUCAGCUGGGACAAGACCAAUCCGGAGUGGAAGAGGUCAACGAAGAAAGGGUUGAUCACAAAGAUCAUGGACCAGCGUGCAAAUUCAGUCGCAGAUUUGGCCAAGGUUCUUUCCAUGCAGGAAAUACAGGCAGAGUCAAUGGAGGAGAAAACAGCGAACAGAAAGACUCUGCAAGAAGCAUACCUGAAAAAGAAGUGGGCUGAACUGGAAGCCUUGGCCGCAUCGAUAGAGACAGGUGCGGUGAAGGAGCUCGAAAAGAAAAUUCGAGACUGCAAAUCGGUGCUGGGGGAGAAAAAGGUUGACGCACAGGAGGCUGCGCGAUUGAACAAGGCCAUGGCAGAGCACAGACACAAGUUGAAGGAGAUACUGUGGGCACAACACAUCAUCCGGCAGCUUGAGGAAACCGAGAAAACAUUGGACGCAUCCCAUGAAACGCGGAUCAAGCACAUUAAGUCCAGGAUAGAAUCAUUACGAUCUCAAGGAAGGAAUGACGAGGCAGACGCCAUUAAACUUCCCGAAAGGCCAGAGAACACCGUCCGAACACAAUUUUUGCCGAAGGCACUCAAGUCUCUCCCAACACCCUUUACAUUGAACGGUGUUGAGAUCCACUGGGCUGAUCUCCAGGACGCUGAAAGGGCUUCAGAAUGGCCCGAGGCAGUGCUCCACGAUACAUUAGCAGCUAUAGUCAAGAAGCGUAAGGACGGCUUCGUCACAGUAGAAGAGGCCAAGGACCAGCUACGGGAGAUCGAAGAGGAGCGUAUCAGAGCGGCGAAGAAGCUUCUAGGAAUCGCCGCGCCAGAGGUGGACGAAGCGCCCAAAGAAGCGGCUAAGACUGGCGUGUGGAAAUACAUCCCUGAAAUCAAGAAUCCUUUCAAGCGGGCGACGGCCUAAGCCGUGUACAAAGUGCCGUAAGUAGUGUUUUGAUCGUAAAAGAUGUACUAUACUAGGAAAUGUCUGUACAAUAGAAUAUCUGUGCAACAUGUUUGCCUUUUCGAUCCGCGCCAUAUUCUUCUUUUACACCAAUAUUUGUAUUCCAACCAGUGGCCUAUCGCACGAACUCCAUGAGCAAGACGUAAUGUUUUUGAACGCUGCAUAGAUCAAUCUGGUGCAAAGUCCG
This is a messenger RNA of Aaosphaeria arxii CBS 175.79, 1457 nucleotides long. RefSeq lists its product as uncharacterized. The coding region runs from base 29 to 1231 and encodes 400 amino acids. Gene Ontology annotation, molecular function: single-stranded DNA binding; structural constituent of ribosome; DNA strand exchange activity. Lineage: Eukaryota; Fungi; Ascomycota; Dothideomycetes; Pleosporales. The record is from RefSeq and is a predicted model, not a curated record. The transcript is spliced from 2 exons. Gene Ontology annotation, cellular component: nucleus; mitochondrial large ribosomal subunit. Gene Ontology annotation, biological process: positive regulation of mitochondrial DNA replication; DNA recombination.